GUUGUCAGCAAGGGUCGGGAGUAAUGUUCACUGAGCCUUUCUCCCACUGGGAUAUCUUUAAAUAUCACCGAGUGUAGAAUUGGAGCUCCAGUGCCGCGAUUCCUUAUACUGUAGGUAUCAUCGACCUUGCAUUGGCCGGAGCUCGGACGAUUUCAACCAUCGUAACAGCCAGAUCACCAACUUCGACUUGAAGCCUGCAUACGUCUGAUUACCCGGACUCCGCCGAAACUAUGAUAUAGCCGCCUCGAACGUUACCUCGCGGCCAACCGUCACUUAUCGUCGAACCUCGCCGCCGCCACCGUCUCAAGACGCUCGAGCAUAAACAUCCCACCGAGUGCAGCACCCCCGCGGCGCAACCAUGAGCGACUUCUCGAUGUACCACGCCCAAGGACAGGGCUCGCCAAAUCCCAAUGCGCCACUGAGAAAAGAUGACCCCACAAGAUGGCACCCGCCCGUCGCCGGGAGCCCUGCUGGCUAUCAACAGACUGGCAGCCCGUACACACAAGCUGGAGCUCCGCAGCAUGGCUCGCCCGCGCAACAGCAGCAGCCCGUGCAGCAGGAGGGUUACUUUCCCCCGCAAGCGAGUCCGCUGGUCAACCAGGCCGGGACCUAUCAGAGCGAUUCUCACACGAACAUGCUGGCGGGGCAGAUGGGAGCAAUGGGGCUUGGAGGGGAUGCGCCACCAGACCACAGGCGCAAGAAGAAGGACAGGCACGCAUACCACAAUCUCGAGGGGCCAGGAGGGAGUGCGCAGACCUUCAACGGCAUGCAGCAGCCAGGAACGCCUUCGCAGUUCAGCCCGCAAGUCGGCGGUCCACAAUGGCAGGAACCACAGAUUACACCCGCCAUGAGCCAGUUCCCUGCCGCAACGCCACUGUUCUCGCCAGGGAAUGCAGCCUCGCCCAUGCAGCACGCUGCCCGCGCACAUACACCACAGCCAGGGACAGCCGUGCAAGGGUCAGCGCAGGGUAAGGUAGACCCAGACCAGAUACCGAGCAUACCUAGGUCGCGAGAUGCGCCAGCGAAUUACUAUCUGGACCACAUCUACCCGACUAUGGAGCAUCACAUACCGCCUCCCGCCACGGUACCCUUCGUCGCCUACGACCAAGGCAACUCGUCGCCCAAGUUCGCCAGACUGACGCUCAACAACCUCCCUAUGUCUGCCGAGGCGCUUUCCGCGACAGCUCUGCCGCUCGGUCUCAUACUACAACCGCUUGCCCCACUAGCAGACGGUGAGACCCCCGUACCGGUACUAGACUUUGGCGAGACAGGACCUCCAAGAUGCAGAAGAUGUCGAGCCUACAUCAACCCCUUCAUGCAAUUCAAGGCCGGCGGCAAUAAGCUCGUAUGUAACAUGUGCACGUUUCCCAACGACGUGCCCGGCGAGUACUUUGCGCCCACAGAUACUAGCGGUGUGCGUGUGGAUAGGCUACAACGGCCAGAGCUGAUGCUUGGCACAGUCGAUUACGUCGUGCCGAAGGAGUACUGGGGCCAGAAGGAGCCGGUCGGAAUGCGUUACCUGUUCCUGGUCGACGUAACCGCAGAGAGCGUCGAGCGUGGUUUUCUCGACGGCAUCUGCGCUGGCAUAUUGGACUCCCUUUACAAUGAAGCAAACGAGGAGGGCGAGACUGCUGAAAGUUCUGUCAAGAUCGCCAAGGGCGCAAAGAUUGGCAUUGUCACUUACGAUAAGGAGAUGCACUUCUACAACCUCAGCCCAAAGCUGACUACAGCACAAAUGCUGGUCAUGCCUGAUCUCGAGGAGCCUUUCCUGCCCUUCACCGAGGGCCUGUUCGUCGAUCCCCUGGAGUCAAAGACGGUCAUCACAUCUUUGCUGACGUCUCUUCCCAACAUGUUCCGAGAAUUUAGACACCCUGAGCCGGCUUUGCUUCCUACACUCAAUUCAGCAGUGGCUGCCUUGACUGCGACUGGAGGGAAGAUCAUAUGUUCGUUAGGCGCGUUGCCCACCUUUGGCCCAGGAAAGCUCUUCAUGCGCGACGACGGCAAUGUGCACAAUACCGAUGCUGAGAAGAAGCUGCUCAAGACAGAGCACCCCGGGUUUACCUCUGUGGCGAAGAAGAUGGUAGAGCAAGGCAUUGGCUGUGACUUUUUCCUUGCCGCUCCCAGCGGUGGCUACCUCGAUAUUGCUACAGUUGGCCACGUAUCUGCUACUACUGGCGGCGAAGUCUUCUACUACCCCAACUUCCAUUCGCCCCGCGACAUCCUCAAGCUGUCAAAGGAGAUCACACACACCGUUACGCGAGAAACCGGAUAUCAAGCGCUGAUGAAGGUUCGCUGCUCAAAUGGCCUGCAAGUUUCCGGCUACCACGGCAACUACUUCCACCACAACUUCGGUGCAGACCUCGAGUUCGGUACCAUUGAUGCGGACAAAGCCAUUGGUGUUCUGUUUAGCUACGAUGGCAAGCUCGACCCUAAACUCGAUGCGCACUUCCAAAGCGCGUUGCUUUACACAACAGCUAGCGGCGAGCGCCGUGUCCGCUGCAGCAACGUCGUCGCUAGCGUCAGUCAGAGCGCAGGGGAGUGUAUGAAGUUCGUCGACCAAGAUGCCGUUAUCAACAUCAUCGCCAAAGAAGCAUGCGCACGCAUGACUGAGAAGAACCUCAAGGACAUUCGCGGUGCCUUGACGGAGAAGACCGUUGAUAUCCUCGCCGGCUACAGGAAGAACUUCACCGGAAAUAGUCCUCCCGGCCAGCUCGUCCUGCCAGAGAACCUGAAGGAGUUCUCUAUGUACAUGCUCGGUCUGAUCAAGUCGCGAGCCUUCAAAGCGGGCAAGGAACCCACAGACCGCCGAGUCCAUGACAUGCGACUCAUCCGCUCGAUGGGGCCACUCGAGCUCUCCCUCUAUCUCUAUCCACGUGUCAUUGCAGUGCACGACCUCGACCCUGCCGAUGGAUUUGCCAACGAAAACGGUCACCUCCGCAUGCCCUCGGGCGUGCGCGCCUCGUUCGCCAAGGUCGAAGAGGGCGGUGUGUACAUCGUCGACAACGGACAAAUCUGCCUGCUCUGGAUCCACCAACACGUCUCGCCCAACCUGCUCGAGGACCUCUUCGGGCCCGAACACAACUCUCUGAAAUCUCUCGAUCCCUUCACUUCCUCUCUGCCGGUACUGGACACGCAUCUCAACGCGCAAAUGCGGAACAUCUUGCAGUAUCUCGAAGGCAACAGAGCCUCCAAGGCGCUCACGAUUCAGCUUGCGAGACAAGGUUUGGAUGGGGCCGAGUACGAGUUUGCGCGGUUGUUGUAUGAGGAUCGGAACAAUGAGGCGCAGAGCUAUGUUGAUUGGCUGGUUCACGUGCAUCGGCACAUUCAGCUUGAGCUCGCCGGUCAGAGGAAGAAGAGCGACGACAACGAUGGCACGAGUGUGGGGAGCCAGUUUGUCGGCUUGCGCACGCCGUACUGGGGAUAGAGGGGGGACAAAAUGAAAAGAAGAGGAGAAGGGAUGUUCUUCACGUUGCAUAGCGAUAUCUCGAACACAGCGACAUUGUUUUGGUGCAACGUCACAGCUCUCCUGGUGUUGUGGAUGAUCGCAAGAUGACAAUGACCAUGUGCUGGAUGUUGGCUCUUCCGCACAGAGGAGCAGCAUGGUCAACCAAUAUUCUGCAAGCGCGCUUCACUGCUAAACAUCGCAGACGCUCCUGCUCACAACCAGCGACUUUGAAAUCAGCAUCGUUGCGACCUCAAGUGGUAGAUCAAGAGUAGAAGCCU
Messenger RNA from Didymella exigua CBS 183.55, 3723 nucleotides. RefSeq lists its product as uncharacterized. Gene Ontology annotation, biological process: COPII-coated vesicle cargo loading; endoplasmic reticulum to Golgi vesicle-mediated transport; intracellular protein transport. Gene Ontology annotation, molecular function: zinc ion binding; SNARE binding. Gene Ontology annotation, cellular component: COPII vesicle coat; endoplasmic reticulum exit site. The coding region runs from base 359 to 3424 and encodes 1021 amino acids. The transcript is spliced from 3 exons. The record is from RefSeq and is a predicted model, not a curated record. NCBI's taxonomy places the organism in Eukaryota, Fungi, Ascomycota, Dothideomycetes, Pleosporales, Didymellaceae.